Messenger RNA from Owenia fusiformis, 4738 nucleotides. NCBI's taxonomy places the organism in Eukaryota, Metazoa, Annelida, Polychaeta, Sabellida, Oweniidae. The record is from the annotation of a GenBank genome assembly.
GUGAAGAGGAAGGGGAAAGUGGAGACCCCAUGAUGCCACCUGAUAUUGAUUGUGAUGUGACUCCUCCUGUGCUAGAGAUGGAAGAUGUCACAGUUCAAUCAGAGGGAGAGACAGAGCAUUAUGUGUCAACCAAUCAAGUGUCAGCAUUAUUAGAUGUUGACCCCCAGCAAUCAGAAAAUGCACUUUAUCGUUGUGAAGCAUGCCAUGUGAUCUCAACUUCUUUAAAAAAGUUUAUGGAUCAUUGCAAUUCCAAUUGUUUGGGAGAAGGUACUGAUCAGAAUCUGUGGCGUACUGCUAACACGAUAAGUCCAACUUUGUCUCAGGGGUCUUCACAUUAUUCUUCAGAAGGUUUUUUGUCACCUGAGGAGUCCCCACAAUCUCCCACUGUUAUGGACUUACCUGUUGAACAGCUUCCAUUUUCUAUAGGUGCAAAUGAGAGUAACCCAUAUGCCUGCCAGUUCUGUGAGAAGGCAUUUGCUAGGCUUAGCUACCUGAAGAGACAUGAACAGAUACAUGGUGACCAGAUGCCUUUCCAGUGUGACUACUGUAACAGAUACUUCAAACACAAACGUAGUAGAGAUAGACACAUCAAGUUACACACAGGAGACAAGAAAUACAAGUGUACCCACUGCCCCUCUGCUUUCUCUAGGUCUGACCACCUCAAGAUUCAUAUGAAAACUCAUGACAAUGGCAAGCCAUAUCAGUGUGUUGUGUGUAGUCGUGGUUAUACCACAGCAGCUGCAUUAACAUCACACAUGCUUUCCCACAAGAAACACACCAAAGCUGCUGAUGUUUCUCCACCAAUGUCGGGAGGUGAAUUCCACUGUCCAGUAUGUUCAGAAAGAUUCAAGAAUCCCCAGGAGCUACAUGCCCAUUCCCCGAGUCACCAUAAAGAAUCAGGAAAAGCAAAGACAUACCAAUGUGUCUACUGCCCAGAACUCUGCAUAGGCAAAGACAACUUGGAUUUCCACAUUUCCAGGGUUCAUGCAGCUAGAGAGAAGUUCAAGACUUGUCCUGUCUGUUUUCAAUCCUUUGAAAAUGAGGAAGAAUCAUACCAGCAUCUACAACACCAUGACUCUCAUUCUGGACCCUCAUUGGCUAGCUUUUCUAGCCAGUCACAAAGCAGCAGAAUGACGUCAGAUGCUGCAAUAGAUCUGAGUACAUCCUACAAACAAACAUGUCCAUAUUGUACAAAAACAUACCCAACGUUAGAGGUUCUAGAAAUUCACAUGCGAACAAUGCAUGCAGGGAAACCAAUGAUAACUCAUGUGUGUCAUAUUUGUAAUGCCACCUUCAAGACGAUUUAUAACCUAAAUGACCAUCUGCAGCAAGCACAUGGUGAGGAGCCUGAACUUAAUAUUAAGUUCCCUUGUGAAUUCUGUGGCCAGGACUUCAGCAGAAUAGAGGAAUUGCAGCAGCAUAAAGAGAUAGGACAUGCACAAUUGAUGGCUGAGAUGAAGUCAACAAAAAGUAGUGAAUAUGUGUUUUGUUCACACUGUGCUAUGGCCUUCACUAGUGCUGUGGCCCUCAAUGAGCACAUACAGAGUAGCCAUGGGAUGAACCUCAGUAUGAAAUCACCUAGAGAAGGUGAUAAAGUCCAGGUGGAUGGGGCAUAUAAUGUCAUUCCAAAACAGAGCAAAAUUGAACGACUUUUAAGACAUUCGAAAGCAUCAAACUUAACAUGUGAUCAUUGCAAUGCAACUUUCCUUGACACAAAGUCCUAUGAAGUGCACAUGAAGUCGCAUCAGGGGAUGACUAUGAUAGAUGGACCAAACUUAUUGUGUUCAUAUUGUGAUGCCCCAUUUCCAACUGAGGAGCAACUGGAAUCACACAUCUUAGUCCACUUCCUGUCCUUGACUACAGAAUAUGGUUGUACAAGCUGCCUUAAAUUGUUCACAAAGCCAGAUGAGCUUCAGAAACAUUUGAUGGACAUCCAUGCACAUCAUCUGUAUCGCUGUUCCCUUUGUAAGGAAAUCUUUGACUCAAAGGUUAAUGUACAGGUCCACUUUGCAAUUAAGCAUAGCAAUGAAUGUAAACUUUAUAAAUGUACAACCUGUAUGUCAAUAUUCCGAUCAGAGAUGGAAUGGCAGCUACAUGUGAAGGUCCACCAUCUUGGAAUCUCUAAGCCAUAUAGAUGUCUCUUUUGUAAGGAGAGUUUCACAGGUGAAGUUGAACUACAGUGCCACCUGACAACCCAUAAAAAACAAUUUCCAUGUCAUUUAUGUGAUGAAGCAUUCCAUGUGGAAUACCUUCUCGAUAAACAUAUUCAGACCAAUCAUAAUCCAGAGGAGAUUAAGCCCUUGAAAGUAAAGAUUGAAAAGGAAGAUGAAAUAGAGAUAAUCGACUACAGUCCUAAAUCCUGCCAAUCCAAGCAAACAGAAUUGCAAUCUAAAGAAGGGUACACCGUUAAGAAAGAGAAAACUGUGUCACCAAAUUUCAGCCCUAUGUGUAAAUGUGAAAUAUGUGACAUUAAAUUUCCAGACAUGGUUGCAUUAACGAAUCAUAGAAACAUGGAACAUAAAUUAACAUUUGAUAAAGUGUGGCACAUCCCAGCUGAAGCCAAUGAAAUGCCAACUCCUUCCGUUAUGUCAGAAACCCAAUCAAAUCCCAAAUCACCAAUUUUAAGAUCCCAGCUACAUGUACCACAAAAUUUAACAACCCCGUCUUUGGUUUCCCCUCAGCUUCCUAUAUUGGGGCUCCCAGAUAAGUUCAGUCAAGUAUGUGUUUAUUGUCAACAAUCCUUCAAGACUAAAGGAGAAUUAGAGAAGCACAUGAAAGUCCAUGCAUUGCCAAGCAAUCAGAAAUGUAAUAUUUGUGACGAAGUAUUUCCUAGCUCUAGUAUUCUAGCGGAACAUAAACUCACACAUUGUAAGGUGGUCCAGGGGAACAUGUGUGUCAUUUGUAAAGUAAAUCUCAAGAAUGAGGAAAUUUUCUACAACCAUACUCAACUUCAUGGAAUCACUGGAGGCCAGACGCAGUGUAUUGUGUGUCGCCAAACUCUUGCCUCUAUGUUAGAAGUCCAGAUGCAUGCCAAACAUCACUUCCAGAGUCCAUCCAGCUUCUACACAUGCUGCGUAUGUCUUAGCAGUUUUGACUCAAAGGAAAACUUAGUUUCUAAACUCAACACUAGUGGGCGAUCAUACUAUGUAUGUAAGCCUUGUUACCAUGGUGAACCUCCAAAACGAUACAAUUGCAACCAGUGUAGUUUGAAGUUUGAGACUCAACUGCAGUUAGAGGCACAUGUAUUGACACACAAGAAAAACUUCCAGUGUAUCAAAUGCCAGCAGUCCUUCACAACUGAGCUGGAGAUCCAGGCACAUGUUGCUGUCCAUAUGAUUCAAGAGGGAAACCUCCACAAGUGUGAGAUUUGUAACAGUGCCUUUGAUUCACCUGCCAAGUUGCAGUGCCAUCUGGUGGAGCACACAUUCCAGGGAGGUGAAAUGACAUGCUAUAUCUGCAAUAAGACAUUUCUCAAGGCAUCUGCUAUACAGCUACAUGUCCUAGAACACAGCAUCAGUGCCAGAAAGUUCUCUUGCACACAAUGUCAUCAGAAAUUCUUCUUCUCAGCUGAACUUCAAAAUCACAUGUUUACUCAUGCUAUGGGUGUUUGUGAACAAUUCCAGUGUCCAGAAUGUUUUCGUUUAUUUACAACCCUUAAUGAUAUGACAAAUCACCAGCGGACCCACGAGAGACAAGACUUGAGCAUGAAGUGCACACACUGUGCUGAAUCAUUUCCAAGUAUGCCUGAACUGCAGGAGCAUUAUAAGAUCCACUCAGAUCAUGUUAGGGAUGCAUCUGAGCUGGUGUAUGUCUCUCAUAAGUUAAACAUGCACAGAUGUACAGAGUGCCCUGAUGAGUUCCCCUCCUCUGCAAGCCUCACUGAGCAUAUGAACAAACAUGAAUUGGCUCCAAAGCACUCAUGCCCUCACUGCAACAAAGAAUUUGCCCUUCAGCGUAACUUACAAGCACAUAUUAAGACCCAUAAUGGAUCUGAUAUGCGUACCAACAAUGUAAAGCAGCACUCUUCAAGUAAGGAUGGUGAUAGGAGAUACACCAAUGGCCCCAAGUCAUUAGUUUGCCCUGUAUGUGGGAAAUCAUUCACAUCGAAGAGCCAAGUGAAAGACCAUAUGAGGCAUCACUUCAGCCAGAAAGUCCACAUCUGUCAAAUUUGCCAGGAAUCUUUCGGACUUGAGAAAUAUCUGCAACGUCACAUGAUACUUGCACAUGAUGCCAUGCAUGAAUUCACUUGUGAGGAUUGCAACAAGAAAUUUCCUUUAAAGAGACAAUUAAAGAUUCAUAUCAGAAAGAUGCACAGGCCAAAUGGGCAACCUAUUUCCACUGGUAAUAAAGAUGAGAACUACCACUCUGAGAGUGAUUUAUCGGAGAGCUCUGAAGAUAUUGAUGUGUCACAAGUGAAUGGGGAUGUUCAUAAAAACAGUGAUAGCGUUGAUGGAAGUGACCCUACACAUGGGACAAAUGAUGAGCAAAAUGAAUCAAUGAAAACAAAAGAGAGUGAACAAAAUAAUGGUCAUGGAAUCGAUGCAGUUCAGGGUUGUGAUGAGAAGAUGGAUAUGUCAACUUAAUGUUAUCACAUACAUUGUAUCUGUCCCCUAUAGCAGGGCUUGCAUUAACGGCGUCCCGUACAUGUUAAGGACUCAAAAAUAAUUUGGAGGACGCAAAAAUUGAAAAUAUUUCCGCUUUUUGGACGCAAAAUUUUUUUAGGUCAAUACUACAAUGU